AUGCAACCUCUCUUAAUAGCUACAGAAGAAUCCCAUUUUCUUCUCCGAAUAUUAAACGGCAGCUUCCAAACCCUCGACUUGUUAAAAGAUCAGAUUUCGCUUAUUUUUACUGAUUUUUUCUGCUCGAAAUCCAACCUCAACUUAAUUAACCCAAUGAGUGUAAAUGCCGACCAAAAUGAGCCAAGGGCAAAAGAGUGGUUGUCAGAAAAGAAGGAAUUCUCGGAUGGGAAAGGGGAGUCUGGCGGCGCAGUUUUUAAUGCAUUGGAUGCAAUGUUAAAGUCCAGUUUGAAUCGUUUAAAAGACAUGAGGGAAAGCAUAUCUUGGGGCCAUAGUGGCACCAUACCUGAAACAAAUUAUUGUAAGGAUGUAACUGUGAUAAGAGCUUCGUGUUUGCAAGGUAAAGUAGGUGCAGCUUUCCAUCUUUGGAAUAAGAUGGUUCAGAAAUGUGCAAUUCCUGAUAUUCUCACGCACAAUUACCUUAUGAAUGCACUUUGCAAAAGUGGUGAUCUGGGAAGGGCAGAGUGGCUUGUUACCGAGAUGUUAGACCGAGGUCCUUUUCCCACUUGUGCUACCUACAACACGUUAAUGAAGGGUUAUUGCAUUAGGAAUAAUGUGGAUAAAGCUCUGGAUCUUUUUUCUACCAUGGCUAGUCAUGGGAUUACACCAAACAUAGUUUCAUGUAAUAUUCUCGUUGAUGGACUUUGCAAGAAGGGUUUGUUGGAGGAUGCCAGAAAGCUUCUUGAGAAAAUAUUGGUUGAUGAUCAUGAUGGAAAAACCUCAAAUAUGAUAACCUCGACUAUCCUAAUGGAUGGUUACUUCAAAACUGGAAAUAUGGUUGAAGCCCUCACUUGUUUGGAUGAGAUAUUCCAAAUGGGCACAAGGAUGGAUGUCGUUGCAUAUAAUGUCGUCAUACAUGGAUUUUGUUUGAAUGGACACAUGAGCCAAGUGUAUAAGUACUUAAGUGAAAUGUUUAAAUGUGGUUGCCUGCCAGAUGUGUUUACAUACAAUAUCCUUAUUGGCAUGCUUUGCAAAGAAGGAAAGACAAAUGAAGCUUGCUACGUCUUUAACGUGAUGCCAAGAAUGGGGGUGACCCCUGAUCACAUCACAUACAAAGUGUUAAUUCAAGGUUUGUGUAUUAGUGGAGAUGUAGACAAAGCUAAUGGUUACCUUCAUUGCAUGUUAGAAAAUUCAAUUAUACCUGAGCCACUCAUUUGGAAUGUCAUAAUUGAUAGCUAUGGGAGGCAUGGAGAUAUACAAAAAGCUUUCUGUGUGAGAGACCAAAUGGUUACAUUUGGUGUUCUGCCCAAUAUAUAUACAUAUAAUAUCAUGAUUCACACAGUAAUAAGAAAUGGAAAUAUUGAUGAUGCUCAUUAUCUGAAGAAGGAGAUGCUCUUAAAUGGUCCUUUUCCUGAUUUAGUUACUUACAAUCUGUUGGUGCGUGCUGCUUGUAAUCUUGGCCAUAUUAAUUCUGCAUUCCGGCUGCAUAAUGAAAUGGUGAGAAGAGGGUAUGAUCCAGAUAUAGUAACUUACACUGAAUUGCUCAAGUGUCAUUGUCUGAGAGGUAAAUUGAAGGAGGCAGAAGAGCUCUUUAUCAAGAUAUGGGAGUCAGGUUUACCAAUUGAUCAUGUUCCAUUUUUAAUACUCAUGAAGAAGUACUUCAAGAUGAGAGAGCUUGACAAAGCAUAUGAUCUUUAUCAAAUGUGGUUAAAGAGGGGAAGUUGA
Molecule: messenger RNA, 1722 nt
Organism: Fraxinus pennsylvanica
Lineage: Eukaryota; Viridiplantae; Streptophyta; Magnoliopsida; Lamiales; Oleaceae
Source: the annotation of a GenBank genome assembly